AUGGCAGGAGGAGGAGGAUGUGGAGUAUGGCGGACGGCACCGGUCGCUCUCUUGGCCGCAGCCUUUAUGUUGUGGGAUGUUAGCGCUGCACAGACAAGAUACUCCGUUUCAGAAGAGCUCAAAGAAGGCACUCGGGUUGGAAAUAUAGCUAAAGACCUAGGCCUGGAUCUCGGUACUCUGAAAACCAGGGGAUUUCGGGUGGUAUCUGGAUCGAACGAGCCAAUGCUCCAGGUUAACCAGAACGAUGGCAUUAUGUACGUAAAUAGGAAGAUAGACAGGGAGGAGGUGUGCGAGCGGACCAGCACGUGUUUGAUACACUUGAAAGCAGUGCUAGAGAACCCAUUAGAAAUCCAUUAUGUCUCGGUGGAGAUUCAAGACAUAAAUGACCACAGUCCCACCUUCCCCGAAGAUGAGGCGCGUCUGGAGAUAUUCGAGUCAGCGCUGCCCGGUGAACGCUUCCAGCUGCAAGCGGCGCGCGAUCCAGACAGUGGAAUAUAUUCGGUCCAACAGUACAAACUAAGUCAGAAUGACCAUUUCCGUUUGGAGGUAAAGGACAGAGGCGACGACGGUAAAAUUCCCAUUUUGUAUUUACAAAAAUCCCUAGAUAAAGAAACUGAAAGACACCAUAGGCUUUCGCUCUCUGCAAUUGACGGAGGAAAACCCCCUCGGACAGGGACUACUGAGCUGUUAGUUGAGGUUUUGGAUGUCAACGACAACCUACCCGUAUUCACAAAGGAUUCCUAUUCUGUCUUACUACCCGAAAAUUCGCCCGUUGGUACAACGGUCAUUCAAGUGAACGCCACUGAUUUAGACGACGGUUUGAACGGUGAGGUCGUUUACUCAUUUGGAAGUAAUGUUAAUGGCAAACUGCGCAAACUGUUUGAUAUAGACGGGAAAACAGGUGAAAUAACUGUUAAAGGCUUGAUAGACUUUGAAGAAAAAGACCGAUAUGAAAUCGACAUAAAGGCAUCCGAUAAGGGCAGUGUGCCUUUAAAAACGGACAAAAGCGUUAUCAUAAAUGUCGUUGACCUCAACGACAAUACUCCCGAGAUCGAAGUAACGUCCUUUUCUAGCGCUAUUCCAGAGGACUCCAGACCUGGAACCACAGUCGCACUGAUCAGUGUCAGUGACACGGACUCCGGUCUGAAUGGAAAGGUUAUUUGUUUUAUUCGUGAGAAUGUCCCUUUCACUUUAAAUCCGUCCCUGCAAGAUAAUAUGUAUUCUGUUGUCACUAAAUCGCCUCUGGACAGAGAACAUCAGUCUCAUUAUGAUGUCACAGUCGUUGCAAAAGAUGGAGGUGAUUCAUCUUUAUCCUCUGAAAAGACAAUAAGUGUUGUUGUGUCUGAUGUGAAUGACAACAGUCCAGAGUUUUCUCUGAGCCCCUAUACUUUCUAUGUCACGGAGAAUAACACCCCAGGAGCAUCAUUAUUUUCUGUAAGGGCCUCUGAUUGUGAUGAGAACGACAAUGCCCUUAUUUCUUAUCACAUUAUCAGAGAUGGAAGUGAAGAUAAAAAAGUUACUUCAUUUCUAAGCAUCAACUCUGAAAAUGGAGACAUUAUGGCGCUAAAAAGUUUUGACUUUGAGACGCUGAAAACUUUCCACUUCCACGUGGUCGCGUCCGACUCGGGAACUCCGUCACUCAGCAGCAACGUCACAGUGCACGUGUUCAUUCUGGAUCAGAACGACAACGCUCCAGUCAUCCUGUAUCCAGUCAGCUCGAACGGUUCUGCUGAAGGUGUGGAGGAGAUUCCCCGCAACGUGAACGCAGGACACUUGGUGACUAAAGUCAGAGCCUACGACGCCGAUAUAGGAUAUAACGGCUGGUUACUGUUUUCACUGCAGGAAGUUACCGACCACAGUCUCUUUGGUCUGGACCGCUACACGGGACAGAUCAGAACACUUCGCUCAUUCACAGAGACAGACGAGGCUGAGCAUAGACUGGUCAUACUGGUGAAAGACAAUGGGAACGUUUCACUCUCAGCAACGGCUACUGUGAUGGUCAAACUUGUGGAGCCCAAAGAGGCUUUUGCAGCUUCUGACGUUAAAAGUUCGGCAAAAGCAGAUGAGGAGAAUAAUGUGACUUUUUACCUGAUGAUAACUUUGGGCUCAGUUUCGGCUCUUUUUCUCAUCAGCAUCAUUGUGCUGAUUGCGAUGCAGUGCUCCAAACCCACAGACUGUACUUCUAAAUAUCUGCAAGAGACGAAUUAUGACGGGACUCUGUGUCACAGCAUCCAGUACAGAUCUGGAGACAAACGGUACAUGUUAGUUGGACCCAGGAUGAGUAUAGGAUCUACUAUAGUCCCAGGAAGCCACGCCAAUACACUGGUGCUUCCUGACAGGAGGGGAGCAUCUGGAGAGGUCAUCACUGCAUGCCUGGAGGAUUGAACUGACUGAGGGGUCAGCGCAAGGCUGCAUGUAAGACAGCCAGCCAUCAAGUGGAAAACUAGUGAAGACA
Molecule: messenger RNA, 2455 nt
Organism: Xiphias gladius (swordfish)
Lineage: Eukaryota; Metazoa; Chordata; Actinopteri; Istiophoriformes; Xiphiidae
Product: protocadherin alpha-3-like
Exons: 2
Coding region: 1-2385 (794 amino acids)
Biological process (GO): homophilic cell-cell adhesion
Cellular component (GO): plasma membrane
Molecular function (GO): calcium ion binding
Source: RefSeq, a predicted model, not a curated record